AUUCGAUGGUUUGGAUGAAUUCAAACAAAAAAUCGAUUUUGCUGACAGUCGGAGAGAUACAGAACCCAAGCACCAGUGUCCAGAUCCGGAGUGGUGGUGUGAAGUGUCUGACAUUGUGUACAGUUUGAUCCAGGGCAAGCUGCUCCCAGGGUGUUCAGUGCUGGUGACCACCCGCCCCACUGCGUUACAUUUUUUGGAAAAGGCAGAGAUCAGUGUUUGGACUGAAAUCCUGGGAUUUGUUGGUGAGGAACGGAAGGAAUAUUUCAUCAGACAUUUUGAAGAUCAGAAGGUGGCGGAAGCUGUUUUCAAACACGUGAAGGAGAACGAGAUCCUGUACACCAUGAGCUACAACCCCUCCUACUGCUGGAUCCUCGCUCUGACACUGGGCCCCUUCUUCAUACAAAGAGUCAGGAACCCACAGCGAGUUCCCAAGACCAUCACCCAACUGUACUCCUACUAUAUUUACAACAUCCUGAAAAACCACAGCCGUGAGAUUGAGAACCCCCGUGAUGUGUUACUCAGGGUUGGUCAGAUGGCCUUCAGAGGAGUGUCCGGGAAGAAUAUUGUGUUCACAGAUGAAGAUUUGACCAAGUACAAACUGCAGCCUUCCCAAUUCCUGUCCGGGUUCCUGAUGGAGCUUUUGGAGAGAGAGGAUACUGCCCAGAGCGUGGUGUACACAUUCCCACACCUCACCAUUGAAGAGUUUGUAGCUGCAGUCGCACAAUUCCUGAAUCCACAUCCCGGGGAUAUCCUGAAAUUCCUCACUGAAGUCCACAACACAACAGAUGGGCGAUUUGAGGUGUUUCUCCGUUUUGUUGCUGGUCUCUCCAACCCAAUGACAGCUCGGAGCCUGGAGGAGUUUCUGGGUCCAUUUCCUCAUCAAACAACCUGCCGGGUGAUUGACUGGGUGAAGGAGGAGGUUAUACGCCAAAGUGGAAACACGAGGAGUAAAGCUGGUAAGAGGAGCCUCCUGAACACAUUGCACUACCUGUUUGAGUCUCAGAAUCGUGGACUGGCUCAGGCCGCACUGGGAUCUGUGGAAACACUUUCAUUCAGUAGAAUGACACUGACCCCGAUAGACUGCGCGGUCCUGUCUUAUGUCAUCGCACUCUGUGUUGCAAUAAAAGGCCUCGACCUGGAGUAUUGCCGCAUUCAGUGUGAAGGAAUCCAGCGAUUGGCUCCCGGGCUGCACAAGUGCCAGGAGUUGAGACUGAGUUAUAAUGAACUGGGAGAAUCAGAAGUGAAACUUGUGUCUGUGGCUCUGAGGAACCCGGAGUGUAAAAUACAGAAACUGUGGCUGAACGAUGUCGGUCUCAGAGAUUCUGGUGCCGAGGAUCUCGUCUCCGCUGUCAGUACAAACCGAUCACUGACGGAGCUGCACCUGGGAAUAAACUCACUCACCGACCAAUCUGUCCCCGUUCUCCGCCUUCUCACACUGACCCACCCGAGUCUGGAGCUGAUCUGGCUGUGGGGGAAUCAGUUCAGUGAGAACGGGGCAAAGGAACUGAGAUCUCUGCAGGAACCCAGACCGGAACUGAGGGUAUCAGUGUGAACAUCUGAAUGUGUAAACAUCCCCGCCCACGACAUGGAGACAUUUUGGCCGAUUCCCCGUCCUCCACUUUAACUCCCCUUUAAUGGCCGCUAGCCGGGGUAAUUCCCAAUGGUUCUAACAGACUCCAGUCUGGCGCGUUGUGACUUCGGAAGCUUUCGCACGGUGACGUAUACUGCCUGUUGUCCAACGGCCUAACUUCCGACGGUUGUGCGGGUUCGAGACUCCCCCAUCUGAGCCCCCGGGGGAUUACACAGACAGGUAGAGCCCCGGCGCCGGGACUCAAUCUGGGAGAGAAUCGAUUUGCUCCCUUUCCUGAAGACGGUGCAUUCGGCAGUCUGGCCGAUAUAAUGAUGUUAAAUAGACAAAUUCCUCGGCAGUGACCCUGGAUCUGCAGCGAUCCCGGACACGGCCCUGAAGUGUGAUUUUAUAAUCAUCGGUUCCCCGAUGCAGA
Hypanus sabinus (Atlantic stingray) is the source of this 2003-nucleotide messenger RNA. RefSeq names its product NLR family CARD domain-containing protein 3-like. Gene Ontology annotation, cellular component: cytoplasm. NCBI's taxonomy places the organism in Eukaryota, Metazoa, Chordata, Chondrichthyes, Myliobatiformes, Dasyatidae. The transcript has 4 exons. The record is from RefSeq and is a predicted model, not a curated record. The coding region runs from base 341 to 1552 and encodes 403 amino acids.